Mauremys reevesii (Reeves's turtle) is the source of this 1660-nucleotide messenger RNA. RefSeq names its product peripherin 2 (gene PRPH2). The record is from RefSeq and is a predicted model, not a curated record. The transcript is spliced from 3 exons. Gene Ontology annotation, cellular component: membrane. The coding region runs from base 223 to 1287 and encodes 354 amino acids. NCBI's taxonomy places the organism in Eukaryota, Metazoa, Chordata, Testudines, Geoemydidae. Gene Ontology annotation, biological process: visual perception.
UGUAAAUUAUCUCUAUUAAUGUGCAAUUGUUAAUUUGAAACUUUUGUUAUUUGCUUGCUUGGGUCCUAGGUUAGGGAGCUCAAGAUGGAAGGACCAAAAAAUGGCUCACUUAAAAGUAUGCCACGCAGAGUCUUUUUAAAGGCCUGAAUAGUUCUUUCUAAAUUUGCUCAGUCAAGAAAAGGAGUAAUAUCGUGGAAUCUUUCAAUAUCCAGUAUUACAAAGAUGGCACUACUAAAAGUCAAAUUCAACCAGAAGAAAAGGGUAAAACUAGCUCAGGGACUAUGGCUCAUGAACUGGUUUUCAGUGUUUGCAGGAAUCAUUGUUUUUAGCAUGGGAUUGUUCCUCAAAAUUGAGCUCCGGAAGCGAAGUGAAGUGAUGGACAAUUCUGAAAGCCAUCUUGUGCCCAAUUCUUUGAUAUUGAUGGGUAUAUUAUCUUGCGCCUUCAAUGCUCUUGCUGGCAAAAUUUGCUAUGAUUCUCUAGAUCCAACUAAAUUUGCAAAGUGGAAGCCUUUGCUGAAACCUUACCUGGUGUUAUGUUUCUUUUUUAACUUCUUCAUUUUUUUCAUUGCUCUGAUUUGCUUUCUCAUGAGGGGCUCUCUGGAGACAACAUUAGCAUAUGGGCUAAAGAAUGGCAUGAAGUUCUACAGGGAUACGGAUACCCCAGGAAGAUGCUUCAUGAAGAAGACAAUUGACAUGCUCCAAAUUGAGUUCAGAUGCUGUGGAAACAAUGGCUUCAGAGACUGGUUUGAGAUUCAGUGGAUCAGCAAUAGAUACCUGGAUUUUGGCUCCAAAGAAGUGAAAGAUCGAAUUAAAAGCAAUGUGGAUGGAAAGUACUUGGUUGACGGAGUCCCCUUCAGUUGCUGCAAUCCUAGUUCCCCAAGACCCUGCAUCCAGUACCAAGUCACUAACAACUCGGCUCACUACAGCUACGACUAUCAAACAGAGGAGCUCAACCUAUGGAACCGCGGCUGUAGGGAGGCACUUCUGCUCUACUACAGCAGCAUGAUGAGCUCUAUGGGUGGCGUUGUCCUCUUUAUCUGGCUUUUUGAGGUAUCUGUGAUGGUUGGUUUGCGUCUUUUGCAAACCGCUCUGGAAAGCAUCGCAAAUCCUGAGGAUCCUGAAUGUGAAAGCGAGGGGUGGCUCCUGGAGCAGAGCCUGACAGACACUUUCAAAUCCGCAUUAGAAAGUUUGAAAAAGAUUGGUAAGUUCAAUCAGGUGGAUGCAGGUGCUGAAGGGGCUGAAGGCGAAGAAGGUGGAAAGACUCCAGCCAUCACAACAGUCAGUUGAGCUUCUCGACUGAGGUGGACUUUAUCAAAGAAAAAUGAAAAAAACUGAGAAUUGUGAAUACGUACUUUAGAAAAAUGUAUAAACCAUCACAAGUAUACAUUUCUACAUACUUUUUUAUAUGUGGGGUAUGCUAUAUAGUGCACUUUGGGAUAUCAUCUUUACCUAUGUUCAGAGUGAGUGUAAUGGUCUCCAUAACUUCUAUGGGAAAUGACCAGAAUUAGGGCUUCAAGGCUCCAUGCUCACUUGUUCAGGACAGUUGUGUCUACACCUAUCUGCAUGACAGUUAGACUUCAAAAGAUUAUUUUUUUUUAAAUUGGCUGACAUCACUUUGUGAUCCUUUCCUUUUUUUUUCGGUAAUGUAAAAAGGGAAUUU